UUCCCUGCCUGGGGCUCCCUUCCUGUCUGGAGGCUGUGUAGGCUUCCUUCCAGGAAGCAGGAGGGUGGGCUUGAUGGCAGCCCCUUCCCGCUGUCAUUCCAGAGCCCCGAAGGCAGCUACGACCUGAACUCGGAUGACCCGGACCCCAUGCCCCACCCGGACGAGGAGAACGGCAACCACCAUGGCACCCGCUGCGCCGGGGAGAUCGCCGCUGUCUCCAACAACAGCUUCUGCGCCGUCGGAGUCGCCUAUGGGAGCCGCAUCGCAGGGAUCCGGGUGCUGGACGGGCCGCUCACGGACAGCAUGGAGGCCGUGGCUUUCAACAAGCAUUACCAGAUCAACGACAUCUACAGCUGCAGGUCAGUCGGGGUUUCACUCAGCCGUUAAGACUC
Anolis sagrei ordinatus is the source of this 392-nucleotide messenger RNA. The record is from RefSeq and is a predicted model, not a curated record. Lineage: Eukaryota; Metazoa; Chordata; Lepidosauria; Squamata; Anolidae.